AUGGACACCAGCCGAGGAGCGACCAUCAACGGUCGACCGGUGCGUGACCCAGCCGAGGCAGCACGAUGGAUCGAGGGCGUCAUCAAGGGUCAGAUGGAAAAGGCUCUCUCUACCGAAGGUCAGUUGCAUUGCACCCCUCUUGCUCUGGAGAGAGCUUCCGCCCUUGAUCGUCGCUACCUCGCUUACAUGCGAUGCCAGUGCCUCGGAGCGUGACGGACAUGACUUGACUGACGUCCACACAAUCUCAUCAUCCCUAGACAAGCAGCUCUUGAUGCAAGCCAACGCCAAGUUGAUGGGGCACGCCACCCUCGGCAUGUACAUCGGCGUCCUCGUCGGUCCGGCCUACAUCUUUCGACAGCGCUUCACCGCGGGCUGGCGAGCGGCGACCAAAGCCUCUGCUGGAGGUGGUGCCGGCGCGAGCGCGGUUACAACAACGACCCCACCACGAUUGUUCUACCCGACCAAGGCUUCGGAUCCGACGGGGCGCGGUGCGGCGAACGGGCCUCAAGCGGCCAAGAGCAAGAUGACGUACAUCGGUCGCGGCGUCGGACUUGGUCUGCUGGGCGGCUUCAUCGGGUGAGUCUCGAAGUGUCAGAGUAUUCGACAGCUCCAGUCAGUCCCGGAUUUUGUAGCUUACCAACCGUAAAUCAUGUCGGGGCCCAAAGGAGUCAGAUUGGUGUCGUAACGGGAACGCGAGCGGCGCAGAACCUGAUCAAAGACUCGGGCCAAGAAGCGCGCAUCGCGGCCAAACUCAAGAAGGCGAUGGACCAAGCCGUGCUCGAGAUCAAGCAAGGGAGUACGGGACUCGAGACGGCGUCGAACCCUUUGUUGAAGCGCAGCAAUCCGUUCGGGAGCGUGGGUAGUGAAGGGUCGUCUGCGAUCGAUGGACCUCCCGGUGGUAUGGUGGAAGAUGUGGCCCAUGAUGAUGCAGCUGCGGAUGAUCGAGAUGCGUUCUUGUCGCGUGAGUUCAUAAAGAUUUCGCAAGCUACUAUAUAUGCGCACUUAUGCUUUCCGUCCUCAUGUCUCGCAGAGGAUGGGAGCGUCGCGCCGAGCCGACGAGCACCGAUGUCUCGAUCUGCCGAUCCCAAUGGCGCGCCCUCACGAUGGGAAGAACUACGCAAGUCACGUGCAGCACCUCUUUCGUCAUGGGACACGAUCCGCGAAUCUUCUUCUCGUAGGGACGUCCCCUCGGCCGCUCCUGCGGAUGUGAGUUCAGGCGAUGGGCAGAACCAGGGUCAAUUACCGAGCAUCGGGAGUAGUGCGGCCGAUCGCGAGGCGAGGAGGAGAAAGUUUGAAGAGCUGAUGGAGCAGGAGAGGCGAGGGGUCGAUAACGUCGGCUUGGACCAGUCGUUCGACGAAAGGAAAUGGAAGUGA
This is a messenger RNA of Microbotryum saponariae, 1374 nucleotides long. The record is from the annotation of a GenBank genome assembly. NCBI's taxonomy places the organism in Eukaryota, Fungi, Basidiomycota, Microbotryomycetes, Microbotryales, Microbotryaceae.